GUUGAGACAUUUUAUGAGAGAACUUCAACAGUUAUGUAUUAAAUCUUCAGAAACGUGAAAAGUUGAAAGGGACCACACUAUAUCUGCAGUGCAUUGGCCUGAAAAUAUGGAAAUUCCUGCCGUAAACCUCAAGGUAAAGUCGGUUGUUAACAUGUUUGCAAUAGUUGUCAGUCAUACAAUGCUGACUUUAUUUACGCUGCUCUUACUUGAUACGCAUUUCGACAGUAUUAACAUUAUUUUUAUUUUAUCAAAGUGUCACGUUACAGGAACACAAGCUCUCUGUCAUUGUAGACUAAAAAAUAGCAAUUGUGUAACAUUCUUCUCCCUAUCAUGCGUGAAAUGACUCAGUCAGAGCUUAUCACGAGAUGCUGAGUUCGUGGUUAAACUUCUCCAAUCAAUUCAAAUUCUUAAUUUAUUGUGAAUCACUGAUCGUUUAAUGAAAUGUCAGGCAUCCGUCAUCAAUUCAAGUGGAGUUGACGCAAAUUCCCUCUCAUUGGUUACCAAAAAAUUUAAAAUCACGUGUGUGAUGUUGUCUUUCUUUGUCCCCACAGGCCAUAGUACUAGUGCACUGGCUACUAACCAUCUGGUGAGUGAGUGAGUGAGUGAGUGGGUGGGUUGGUUGGCUCCUCUCAAGGGUUUUUCAUACACCUGUGGAAUUUCGCUUGUUGCUGACUCCAAUUUAGGACAGUGGUCUGCAUGGUUCACUUGUGUUGUGUUUUCUCUAUGGAUGGCUGCACACACAUAAUGCCCUACCUGAAGACUUCAUAUAGUCAGUCAGUCACACAAGAGGCGGUCUUUAACCACAGGCUGAUAAUGGACCAUUUCUCACCUACAUGCUUUGGCUCCAGAAUUUGUCAAAUACAAUUGUCAAUCUGGAGAUUUAUAUUAGGCCUACUCUUUUUGAGACUCUAGUUGACUCUUUUUGAGACAAAUGUUGAACAUUUGGAAGCAUUUGUAAGUGUCUGUUGGUAUUUCUGACUGCAUGUGUGUGGUUCCUAGGGGCUGCAUGGCCUGGCUGCCCCCCUCCUAUGCCUGGGGGAACUUCAGUGUCCUGGCUGUGGGUGUGUGGGCCAUCGCUCAGAGGGACUCCAUCGAUGCUGUACUUAUGGUGAAUCACUGCCUCAUACUCCUGUACUAUCUCAGACAGAAAAUGCCAAAGAAUAGCCCGCAAUUACACACAACAUUACAUAAAAUGACAUCGGAGCUCCAGACCGCCCACACUAGUCGCCGCUCAACACUGUAGUAAAUCAUGGAGUUGAGUUUAGUCGGCUAGCUAUCAAUAAGAAUCAUCCUACCUCAUCAGGCUCUUAUACGCAUUUGUCUUGUUUCUCCAUCUGCAUUUCUCUUCCAGUUUCUGAUUGGGAUUGCAGUGACGAUACUGACGGACAUCAUCCAUCUUGGGAUUUUCUACCCGCUGGCCGAGGGUCUAGCGGAGAGGAACAGGGACACAUUCCGCUUCAGUGCGGGCAUGGCCAUCCUGGGUCUGCUACUCAAACCUGUCUCCUGCUUCUUCAUCUACCAAAUGUACAGAGAGCGUGGAGGAGAUUACAAUGUCAACUUUGGUGAGUAUGACUAGGUGUGAGUAGAGGCAGCAGGCGUUAACCAUUAGCUUACAGUAAAGCUAGUUACUCACUGUCACUUCUAAUGGUAAAAAUAAGGUUUUGGGGUUUGUAGAACUAGUCUCAGACAAAGGACUAUCCCUGGACUGGUCUGGACAAAGUCCGAAGCAUGGUGCUAUGUGAUGCAUGUGCUUUGGAUAGUGAUAUCAUCCUAGUGCCAAGGAGUUGUUGAGAGGAAAUAACAUUCUCCAGGCUGUAAUCUUGCCUGGGCUGUUUCAUGUUGUUGGCCAUGAGAGGAUUGUAGUGCACAGGCUGGCUGCUCAGAGCCUUUGUGUAAAACCGUACUGCAGGCAGAUCAAACCAGAGUCAUGCUAAUUGAGUUACAGAGACGGUCACAAGACCAAUGCGCCUGAGACACCCACUAACUAGUGGACCAGCCUAGCCAGGUCACAUUUAUAUAAUCGAUUAGCAAAAUAAUCUGAUUGGAGUUCCUCUGUCUUGCCCAGUUAAUUGGAAGAAUACAGUAUAAAAUAAAGGACAAUUAGACAGUAGAAUCUAUAAUGGCAGUGGCAGAACCCGUUCCCUUCUCAACUUGAUCUAAGUCAAACUGAGAUGUUAGCACAACACAAGUCCUGGGUGUUUUUGCAGAGGUUUGGUGACUGUUCUCAAAAAACUUACUGGAACAGGAAUGGCAUGUUAAGUUGCCCCAUAGAAAAGUAGGACAUGCCUGAAAUCCAUUUGAAUGGUGUGUUCAUACUAGAUGAUUUGAUGGUUCUGUCAGGCUUUGUUACCCAGAGUAGACAAAGAUAUGUUUUGUCAAAAGUUGUAUAAGUUGAGCAACCCAAUUUGUCUCCCUUGUUUAUUCAAAUAAGUAUAGACCAUUAAUGAAGUUGACUUUUCUGUGGUAAAAUGUAAUGAUGCACAGCAGGUACAUGUGACUUUGAUUGGAAACUAGGUGAUUAAUGUAGUUAAUUUUCUAAGUUUUUAAGGUUUCUUUUAAAUGCUCUCUGAUUGCUUGACAUUUGGGGGGGGGGGAUCAAGGUGGCGUCAUGCAGUGCUAUACACCAAGGACAAGGCAAUCAGGUGUGUCGAUUUAAAACCAUUUAACGCUGAUAAGUAUGUGACUGCAUGUGUGUGGUUACAAGAAUAUUAAAGGUAGACUCCGCGAAAUGACAUUGCCAUCAGCAGCACUGCAGAUAUUGAGACUAGAUGCAAGACUUCGCCCUCACACAGUCACACAGUAUAUGCGCAUGUGCACGGGUUCGCUUCACGCUGUUCACAGCGUGGUAGCCUGGGCACCAAAACAGCGGAGAGGUUGAACCUCGCACUUCAACGCUCUGUUGUUGCGGAAAUUGACCGACUAUGCUGUUUACUUGCUACAUCUACGUCAUAUCUGAGUCUAACUUUGUCAGGGCACAAAACCCUGUUCUAGUCGACUUUCGUCAUCCCAUACCAAACAUCCAAUUGUCACCAGUUCCUUUUCACUAAACCUCAUUCUGUCGCACUACUAGUGAUUGAAUGUUGUCUUUAGCUUUCUGUCUGUGAGUGGAAACAAUCCUCUGUCUUGUCUGUUGUGUCUCUGUUCUGACCCUGUUUGCAUUUUGUCUCCAUCUGUCCCCCCUCUGCUGCUUGCCUCUGACCCCUCAGACUUAGACACCUCAGUGGACAGUCGCUGCACCACGGAUAGUGCCGACAGUGCCUUUAUCGGCCGCCGCUACUGAUCCUCAUCCUCUUCUGUUUCAUCAUUCCUUUAGUUCCAUCAUCCUCUCCUCCAUCCUCUCCUCCCCUCACACAGGACGUAAGGGAAACUGCUGGGCUGAAGAACUACAGGCUGUCCACUCUUUUAUCUCUUGCCACAUGACUCUAGUAUCUGUAUUCUGUGCUCAUGUCUCUUCUCAUCAUCCUUAUCUGCCAAUCACACAUCAUAUCUGCUUGUCACUCCUUCCUAUCUAAAUACUGAAGGUGACAUCUGUUUCACUCCAUGAAAAUGAUAUUUACAUAUUCUUGCUUGAUGUUUGUGCUUUUGUUUGAUUUAAUGUUUGUGUUUUUGUGACUUUGUAAGACUACGAAGUAGUAAGAAUAUUGUGGACUGCAUCUGUAUUUAUCAGAAUAGCUAAGAAUAAGGUUGAUCAUUUAAGGUCAUAAAUGGAUGAUUGGAGAUUUUAACACAACUUUGUGCACUUAAAUAUUGCAGUAUUAGACUUUAGAAAAUUAAUUUAUGCAGACAUUUUAAAGUUAUAUUUUUAAUAAAUGCUAUUUAAGUGAAAAUGCUCAAUCUAUUUUUGCGUCAGUGUUUUCGUUAUCUGAUUUUCAUUAUACAUAUUGUGGUUGAACGCGAAGGUUGGCUCUUAUAUGAUAGAAUUGAGUGCUUGACGUGAUCAAUGUUCCCAGGUUUGGUUUUAGGCAGCCAUUGGUAUUCUGUCUCAGUGACCGUACAGGACUGGGUGACUGUUCAGUAUGCACUAGUGCUUCAUCAUGAGUGAAUAUUGCAGCCUGCAGCAUUAUCCCCACAUAUUGCCUCUUCAAAAGUGUGUUGUAAAUCAUUUGUUUGAGAUGUGGUGUUUGUAGGGACUCUCAGAUACAGGGUUUUCAGUGUAAACAAUUCCCAAGGAGUUUGGCUUUGUAGAUAUUCAUUCCUUUAUCUCCUGGGUAGUGUUCUGUUCCUCACUUUUCAUUCUCUAUCAUUUGACUGUGGGUCACCUGACUGUGGUAGGUCUAACAUAGAGCGAUGAUGUGUGUGUGAGUCCUGCAGAUUGGUCUCAUUGAAUGUAAUUAAUCAAAUGUAAUUUGCUGUUUUCUGGAUGAACUUUCAACCUUAACAUGAAGGUUGAUGUUGGGUUUUAUGUUGAAUCAAUGAUAAAAACAUUUUACAGUUUAAUGUUCUGUGUAUCAGCUCUAUGUUGAAAAUAUCUGUCUUGUCUCUACACAGCAGGCUUCCCCAGUGUAACACGAAACAGAGAUGCUUACCAGUCCAUUGACCAGCAGGAUCAGUCCACCAGCUCAGCCAACCCCUUCAACCAGGCCGAGGCCACAAAGCCUGGAGCACCACGCUCCUACUGAGAUGCAGCACUCACUUUAUUCUCUUGGAAAUGCAUGGUGUCAUGAAGGAAUCCAUCACAUCCAUAAUGUUUUUGUAAAAAAAUUUGUUUUUUCCUUUCAUAUGGGUAUUUGUGAACUGCAAAAGUCCUUUGUCGAUUGUCCUGAAAUUUAUUCAAUCCCUUACCAAAAAUGCCCUGUUCUAAAUACUCACUGUCAUGGUAAAAUAAUAUGAUUUGCUUACUGUAUGCUUGAUGCUCAGGAUAAUGGCACAUACACUAGAAUAUGGAUAGAACCUGAAAUACCUUGGACACAAGCCCAACACUAAAAUGAUAGAUGUGAUGACGUUUUUGAUUUUUAUGGUGCAGUAACACUGGGAUAAUAAUGUAGAAAAUACAGUUUUACAAAAUUAUACAGCCAAGUUUGCCUGCCCUCUUACCAAUAUCUACCCUGUCCUAAAUGCUACUAUAUUUCUUACUUUGUGACUUUAUUUAAAAGAUGCCUGAUGUAAGAUCUGUGUUGUCCUAACCCUGAAAGAUGGACAUGAGUGGUUACAACAGUAUUAUUGCCAGUGUUUGGAAUAACCAGUGCUCUGGUUUUGUGUUAUUUUUUAGCAAGCCUUAUGUUACUGUAUCCUAAGCUAUUCUCAGCACCACCAUCUACUCAAAUCAAAACGUAUGUGAAGAUGACGUCAAUAGGAUAAUGGUGGUGCAGUUUGUAAACCCUUCCAUUUUACUUCAUUUUACCACAUGAAUGCCGUCUGACGUUUCCAGUUUUACCUCACCUUCUGACUAGAUGGCAGAGCAGUACAGCUUUCAGGGAGGACGUGUAUCUCUUUGUUGUGAAGUGAAACAUAACCCUCUAAUGAGUGUUUUGAAAAGGUCAAGAUGUAGAAAGCGUGCCAGUCAUUUGGUCUGCAACGGUUCUGUGACAUUCUUUAUUGAAACUAGUUCACUGUGAGUAUACUUUUAAAAUCAGAUUUAUCUCUGUCAGAAUUAAGAAUAUGAAAGACUUUCUGCCUUCAAUACGUUACGGGUAGGAUUUACCUCUGAGCUGAGAGAGCAGAUGCCUGUUACAGCCCAGUAAAUAUGAACCAGGAAGAACAACUAUAUUCCUGGAUGUGAUUUGCAUAGCUUUGUGUUUGACAGGGCACUUUCCUUGUAAAAUGUUAGCACUUGUGUCCUCAAUCAUUCCAAAUGCAAAUGGUUUUUAUGUAGCUGAUCAAGUUUGUACGAUUUUUGUCUUUUCCUUUCAUUUGUAAAUGCACUAAAGCCUUCGUCAAAGAGCACUACUCUUAAUUUUACAUUGACUGUGAGGCAAUUUUCUUGAACAACCAAUGUGUUUGGCCCAGCAGUGUUGAGUUGUUCUCUUGAUAAAAUACAGAAACUCUUUAUUGAUCUGAAUGAGUUACAAGCCAUAUUGAUUUGAGUAACAUGGGUGAAUACCAAACAUUCAAAACCUUGAAAUUCUAUCCACAAGUUAAUAAAAAACUACAGCUCUGUCAUAACAUUUACAUUUUUCAUGGAGUGUUUUAUUGAAGUAUUAUCCAG
Molecule: messenger RNA, 6145 nt
Organism: Coregonus sp. 'balchen'
Lineage: Eukaryota; Metazoa; Chordata; Actinopteri; Salmoniformes; Salmonidae
Source: the annotation of a GenBank genome assembly